GUAACGUCGGGCAUCUGCUCUGCGUUCGCAAUUGUCAUAACAUGCAUCCGUCUGUACAUGCGCAGAGACAGGUUCUGGUGGGAUGAUGCAUGCGCCUUUCUCUCCAUGAUUUUCCUUUUUGUCCAAAUCGUCUCCGUCUUCAUGCACGUGCCUAAUCCACGCGUCCUCUCACAUAUGGACAACAUCGCUGCGUACUACUUGAUGGCUGCUACUUUUUACGCUAUUAUUUGGACAGCGCGGCUAGCUAUCUUGUACUCUGUCAUCCGAAUAGACCCAGACCCGAGGACAAGACGAAUCCUCCAUCGCAUCGCGAUCAUUUUUAUUGUCAUCCUCCUUAUUAUGAUUGCACAGGUACUCUGGGUAUGCGAACCAAUGCACGACUGGAAAAAUGCAGCGUCGCCUCAGUGCCCUCUCAACAAGCAAGUCGCUAUUUGCCAGCUCGUGACCGACAUUCUGUCGGAUGGUUUGCUCAUCUACGCACCACUUCGACUUAUUUGGGGGAUGGACGCCAUAGACGGCACGCGCAGGCGUCUAAUGAUCAUUUUCUCCACAUGUAUUGUCACCACAAUCGUGUCCCUCGUUCACGCCGCGUUCAUCCUCACCGACGGAGGCAUCAGAGUCGUCAUCGCUGCUAUCGUUGAGGACACCUUCUCCCUCAUCGUCUGCAACAUCCCCGUCGUUGUAACGGCCAUCAUGCGUAAAUACGGCAAGAACGAAGAAGAAAGCGACCACGCGCGCCAGUCG
Molecule: messenger RNA, 744 nt
Organism: Coniophora puteana RWD-64-598 SS2
Lineage: Eukaryota; Fungi; Basidiomycota; Agaricomycetes; Boletales; Coniophoraceae
Exons: 8
Source: RefSeq, a predicted model, not a curated record